Molecule: messenger RNA, 228 nt
Organism: Pochonia chlamydosporia 170
Lineage: Eukaryota; Fungi; Ascomycota; Sordariomycetes; Hypocreales; Clavicipitaceae
Exons: 2
Coding region: 1-228 (75 amino acids)
Source: RefSeq, a predicted model, not a curated record
AUGGUUCGCUUCGCCGCUGUUGCACUCAUUUUUGCCGCGGCGUCCCUCGCGCUUGAGGCCAACGACGCACCCCAACAGGCGGCCGCCGUCUAUCAACGUGAGGAUGCCCAGCCUGCGCAGCCAGACAAUGCGGGACAGAAGGAGGAGGAAUUGCUCAAGGCCGUUGCGGAUGCCGCUGGGGAGAUUCAGAGAAUGAUUUUGGAGAUGACGGGCAAGUCUGCCCACUAG